Cyprinodon tularosa is the source of this 3729-nucleotide messenger RNA. Its product is annotated as large proline-rich protein BAG6-like. The coding region runs from base 141 to 3653 and encodes 1170 amino acids. The transcript is spliced from 25 exons. The record is from RefSeq and is a predicted model, not a curated record. Gene Ontology annotation, cellular component: BAT3 complex. Lineage: Eukaryota; Metazoa; Chordata; Actinopteri; Cyprinodontiformes; Cyprinodontidae. Gene Ontology annotation, molecular function: polyubiquitin modification-dependent protein binding; misfolded protein binding.
CUUCCGCUGCCCUCUUACGUCACUUCCUCCGCAGCCUCUUAGCUAGCAGCAGAGAGCGGAGCGGGGCAGCCGCUUCGAUCUCCGGUGAAAAGAAGCCUUCAGAGGCCGGUUGGUUGGCAGGAGCGAUAAAGCGGACCGCGAUGGAGGAACAGAGUUCAGACAUAGAAGUGACGGUGAAGACGCUGGACUCCCAGAGCCGGAGCUACGCCGUAGGAUCUCAGCUGACGGUGAAGGAGUUCAAGGAGCACAUCGCCCCCUCCGUGGGCAUCCCUGUGGAUAAGCAGAGGCUGAUCUAUCAGGGCAGAGUGCUGCAGGAUGAGCGAACCCUGGCAGACUACAAUGUGGGCGGAAAGGUGAUCCACCUGGUGGAGCGGGCCCCUCCUCCACCUUCCCAGGGAGGGUCGGGGUCUGGGGGGACCUCGGCAGACAGCGGACCCUCCUCAUCCUCCCAGGGAACCUCCCAAGUGCCGCACGACCGUAACGCUAACAGCUACGUCAUGCUAGGAACCUUCAACCUCCCCGUCAACAUCAUGGACCCGCAGCAGAUCCAGAUGACGGUCCAGCAGAUGGUGUCUGGGAUGGGAGAGAACACCCGGAACGCCAGAGUGACCACCAGCACCGGGAGCAACGGUUCGGUCAACGUUCACAUCGACAUGGACCAGCCGGUGCAGAGCGAGCCCAGGCUGAGGCUGGUGCUGGCGGAGAACCUGCUGAGGGACGUCCAGGAUGUGAUCAGCAGGAUGGAGGGUCGAUCCACGGACUCCUCCUCCCGAACAGAGACUCCUCCUCCUGCCGCCGCCGCGGCUCCCCCGCCGCCCUCCUCUUCAUCCACCACCUCUACGCCCUCUCCCUCUGCCCAGCCCAUGGACACCUCCCCUCCCCCCACCACGCCCCCACCGCCCUCCUCUGCACCGUCCGAGGGGCCGACCCCGCAGCCGGGGCCAAGUCACCCCAGCCCUGCGGAGCUGGCGGAGAUGCUGUCUGAGCUACGGAGGGUGGAGGAGCGGCUGCAGCCAUUCAUGCAGAGAGCCCACAGCAUCCUGGAGACCGCCACCACCGCAGAAUACAACAACAACACGCAGGAGAGAGAGGACGACCAGAGAACUCUGGUCCAGAUCUGCGAGUGUCUGCGUCUCCUUGGAAACGCCCUGGUUGCCCUGAGCGACCUGCGGCUGAACCUGAUGAGUCCCGUCCCCCGCCACCUCCAUGUUGUGCGCCCGUUCUCUCACUACUCCAGCCCCGUUGGCCUCCCUGGAUCCAUGCAUCAUCACAUCCCAGUGCAGAUGAACCUGGGUGCCACGGUGACCGUUGCCGCUAACAGCACUGAGGGGCAAGCUCCGCCCACCCAGCCAACCGGUCAGCCGGAACAGGCCAAUCAGGGACAGAGCUCCCCCUCGCCGAGCACUCCGUCCAAUCAGCAGGCUGGACAGGGACCGGGUGGCCCCCGGGUGAUCCGGAUCAGCCACCAGGCCGUCCCGGUGGUCAUGAUGCAGAUGAACGCAGACGGAGGAAGCAGCCCUGCAGCAGGAGGACAGCCGCUGGCCGGGCAGCCAGGUGCGCUCCCACCUGACUUCAUGAGGAACGUCAUGCAGCAGAUCAGUCAGUACGCGGCAGCCGUCGCCACCAGCGCCGCCACCGCCCAGCCCUCACCCCCCAGCUCCACCCCCUCCGCCCCUCCUGCCUCCUCCCAGUCUGGGUCCCAGCAGCCCCAGCAGGCGCGGGUGGUGUUCUCCCGGCCCCCCUUCGCCGCUGCCGCGCCCCCCCCGGUGUUUGGCGCCCGGGGGACCACCAUCAACGUGAGGGCGGCGGUGCCGGGCCAGCAGCCCGGACAGGCCUUCAGCCCGGCGGCUCUGAACCAGAUGAUCAGCGGACUGGUGGGUCAGCUGCUGGUUCCGGGACAGAUGGCGGGUCAAACCGUCACCUCCUCCUCCUCCUCCUCCUCCUCCUCCUCCUCCUCCUCCUCCACUUCCUUCUCCUUUUCCGGUUCGGGUCCAAAUCCGCCGCCUGCUGCGUCCAGCCAGAACCAGAGUGAGGCGGGCGCUGCUGAGCCCCAGCCGGACCUGGCCCCUGACCUCCGCCAGCUGCUGGGCUCCCUGCUGGGCGAGGCCGGGGGGCCCGCUGCUGGUUCCGGUCCGUCUGGAGCCCCUUCUAUAACCGUCACCAGCUCAGGCGUCCCGGCCUUCAUCCAGGGGGUGACGGACUUCAUGCAGCAGGCCUCCCAGCCCAUCUUCUCUCCUCCCCCCCAGGCCUCCGGACCCACUGCGGGGCCCGGCCCGGCGGGGGCAGCAGAGUCCCUGAACCCGGAGCUGUUCACCGGCAUCCUGCGGGGGGUUCUGAACUCCAUGAUGGGCUCACUGGGUCAGAACCAGAACGACACCGAGAGCAUCGCCCAGUUCAUGCAGCGGCUGUCCCAGACCACCAACAUCUUCUUCAGUCCAGAGGAUCCCACAGGGUUCUUCGGGGAGCUGCUGAUGUUGGUGUGCCAGACGUUCACCAUGUCUGACCUGGUGAUGCUGCUCCACGGUCAGCACCAGCCGCUCAGCCGCAUCCAGCCUCAGCUGGCCCAGUUCUUCACCCAGAACUUCCUGAGCGGCAGGGAGCCCACGGAUCAGAACAUCGCUGGAGCUGCUGAUGGUCUGGUCACCGAGCUGCAGGAGUACAUCAGCGAGAGCUUCAGGGAGUCCAACGUCUCUGUGCUGGACGGCGUGGACGUCACUCAGACCAACAUGUCCUUUUUCAGACAGCAGCUGACGCAGAUUGCCACGCACAUCCUGCGCUGCUCAGAUGAGACAUUUGGUCCCAGACUGCUGCAGAUGUGCAACCAGGCGCUGUUUGAGUGUCUGGCCCUCAACCUGCACUGCCUGAGAGGAGACCAGCGAGCGCUGACCGCCGUCAUCAACCACCGCAUCCGCCGCAUGUCGACUGACAUCAGCCCCAGUCUGGUGAACUGGAUGACCAGCAUGAUGACCAUGAGGCUGUGGGUGAUCCUGGAGCACAUCCCCGUGUCCCAGGAGCAGGUCCAGCACUACAUCGUCCCCUCUCAGACGGAUCCCGGUCCUGCCGGCGGCUCCCAGGACGCUCAGAGUGCCACGAUCGGAGACACUCUGUCCCCCGCCGCAGCCACCACGGCAGAGGAGGCCAUGUCGCACGACAACGCCGCUGCGUCGUCAAGGGAGACCAGAGCGUUGCCUGGAGAUCUGGGAGCGUCGGGCGGUGCGGCGCCUCUAGGGGGCGACAUGGUGGCAGCAGGAGCAGAGGGAGGCAGCGAGGAGUCUGAGAGCUGGGCCGCCGCCGUCCCUCCUGAGUGGGUUCCCAUCAUCAGGCGCGACAUGAUGACGCAGAGGAAGAUGAAGGCUCAGCCGCCGCUCUCUGACGCCUACCUCCACGGCAUGCCGGCCAAGCGCAGGAAGACGGGCCAGGGCGGCGGCAGCCUCCUCUCCCUCUCAGACGCCGUCAGUCAGGCGGCCAGGAACGUGGGGGUGAGGCCCAUCACCUCCCCGGAGCAGCUCCAGGCCGACCUGGAAACGCAGGAGGUGAAGGAGGCGUACUCGGAGCAGGUCAAAGCCGACGUGAAGAAGCGCGUCAGAGACGACCCGGAGUUCAACCCGCAGCAAUUCCCCAACGCCCACAGAGCCUUCGCCCCCGACUCCUAACGCUCCGCCUGCGCCUCCCCAGCAGCAGCCUCAGGGUGCCGAGCCUCCCUCUCCUGUGGGGGGGGGGGGAGUCUGA